GCUGAACUUUCGCACCACCGUGCAAUGCUGUAGGAGACGACUCGAGGCGGAGAUCUUGUACCGAAAAUGUCAUUUUUGACAUAGCACGACCAAAAUUUUAUGAAGCAAACCACGAGUAGGAAUACGAAUAUUAUAUAAAUAUUUAUAACUACCACGACAGAUGAAGAUGAACAAGGAAAAGGAUGACGAGUUAGGAUCAAUCCACUUUCCGAAGUUCUCUAGUUUUUACAUGUUCGUGAUUGGUAAAAAAAAAGCAAACUUCAUCAACAUUGUCGUGACAAAACCACUGCACAACUUUCUCCCUCUGAUGUGGCAGCCCGUAAUUUGCGCGAUUUUCGAAGAUUUUUGAACAAACAAGUUCUCCUGUUCCUCUCGGUACUAUUGAAACUUCUCGCCUUCUUGCAAGAACAACAGACACCUACCAUGGACGCGGCUUCGACCGAGCUGUGGAUCGGCGUGGGUGUUGCCACAGCGGUGGUGAUACGCACUGCAAAAAAAUAUCAGUCUGGGUCUGGAAAAGUUGUCCAGCACCAUCUUAUUGAGGUUUUUUGGGGACCACUACUAUCUUCCCCACGUGUGACGCUGUAGACCACAGUCGCAAUUUGGCUAUGGCAAAAUUACCCGGGAUGAUGAUGAUAUUGGACGAUCUUCUAUGCAGCUACACAGAUAAUUUUCGUCUUAGCUCGAAGGACGCAUGAUGCGCAUCUUCUUCACAUCCAGACCCAGAGCACAUGAUUUUUUGCAGUUCAUAUUUCGCGGUAGUAGUUGGGUAUCUUUUGUUCUUUCACGACAAGGCUGGCACUGCUCCCCUCCCUGGGAAACUUCUGCAGAGCGGAACGUUCCAGCUUCCGUUGGUAAAUUUUGACGACGAAAUAUCCAAGAAAAAAACUGUGUAGGUGUAACUUUGUUGGAAGAGCGGCGUCACAAAUUCGCUUCGCAUUACGGGGAAGACCUGUCAUGGGCAGCUAAUACGUGAAAACACGUAUGAAAGUAGCCUAAUAUGUAUGACGCAGACUGACCGGGCUGGCUGCAUGACAAGUGUUAUCAGAUUUGCAUUUUCUGCAUCACAGGCUUACACUCGUCACACAGUUUUUUUCUUGCAUACGAGAGUUUGGUCGAGGAACGGCAGCGGGAUUUCAUGCGCACCUGCGCGGCGCAAAAGGACUUGCACUUUCUGGUGCUGAAAAGAACAAUAGAAUACGGGAAAAAUGAAGGGAAAGUAUUAAAAACCGAGCUGAAACUGCUCGAGCUCAAGGACACGAGUUCCUUUGCCGCCUGUAUGACUUCCUUGCGGGAAGCGGACUUCUUCCAGACCGAGGGCGCCAAGCUAUUCCAGGAGAGCGGCGUCUACAGCUUAGUGUCUGCCACCACGCCGUUCGACUUCAGCAUGAAAUUUUAUCAACUGUAAAUAUGUCUGGGUCUGGAAGGAUGCAACUUGUCAUGCUAAAAAGUCUGGACUGGUGUGAAAAAAUCUGUGUUGCAUGGUUAUCAAAAGUUGUCCACUUUUGACCAAUUUGCGAGGAAGCCUCUCAAACGGGCUCGGCACGACAGAGACCUCACAGAGUCUGUCAUGCUUUGUCUCGCAUUCCAGGCCUCAUACGUCAUGCAAAACCUGCUCCUGCAUGACAAGUUUACACUCUUCCAGACCCAGACAUAUUUGCAGUAGUUAGUUCCACCGGUGGACAUAAUAGCAUGUUUUUAAUCUCUCUCUACAUAGUGCAUCCACGUAGUUCUCUUUUCUUUUCUUUCUUCAAAAAGUUCAAGUCGUUCUCUUCCCUGUGCUGUACCAUGGUCUUGUUUCCAGACAAAACACCAGACAUAUUUGCAGUUGAUAAAUUUGGCGUCAUACCCAUGUUCCACGACCCAAAGUACGUGAUCCUCUAUCACGAAGACACUAAGCAGUUUCAGGUAUAUUUUGUAAUGAAGAAAAUUUUCUUUUUUUCAUUUGAGAUUUCACGUGGGAUUCGGAUUGUGAAAAAACUCAUGAUAUGAAUGUAGUGAACCUUCAUGAUGUAGUGAACAAUUUGAUUCGACUUUCGAAUGCGCUACGGUUGCUUCCUUGUGACCAUCAAAAAAGAAAAUAUUGUGUUGCAAAACUAUGUAACAAUUAUGAAACCCAGAUACUUUGGGGUGCGUGGAUCAAUGACAAAGCCGAGCCGGUUCCCGCCAACAAAAGAUGGCCGUUUUUCGUGUGGUACGUGUCGCAGCCGCUCGGAAUGAAGCCGCCAGCGGAAAUCUCCUUUUCGUAUGGAGCAAUAAGAAAUACCAAGGACAGUGUGAUGAAAAACAUUGAGGUGGUGUGUGCCGAGAUGUUCUGAUCGAAGAUACAAAAACAAAAUGUUGAAAACAAGCAGUACGAAACGGAAAAAGAAAAACCUCGCAG
Molecule: messenger RNA, 2383 nt
Organism: Amoebophrya sp. A120
Lineage: Eukaryota; Dinophyceae; Syndiniales; Amoebophryaceae
Source: the annotation of a GenBank genome assembly